Molecule: messenger RNA, 781 nt
Organism: Drosophila erecta
Lineage: Eukaryota; Metazoa; Arthropoda; Insecta; Diptera; Drosophilidae
Exons: 2
Coding region: 61-585 (174 amino acids)
Biological process (GO): vacuolar proton-transporting V-type ATPase complex assembly
Cellular component (GO): extrinsic component of endoplasmic reticulum membrane
Source: RefSeq, a predicted model, not a curated record
UCGACAGGAGUGCCACCUCGGCGCAAAACAGCGAUAAGUCAGGGUUGUUGGUCCAAUCAUAUGAUUGAAAAAUCUCCGUCAGACCGAAACAUAAAUAAAGCUAUUUUACAGCCCGCAAUGAGCAACAGAAACAGCGAAAAGGAGGCCGCUGGUCAGCUGCUGGAUGACUUGUAUCUGGACAUGUUCCACCUUGUCGAGGAGCACACCCAGUGUCGGGUUAAUUUGGAGCAACGCAACGCCAGUGGGUCGAUUCUCCUGGCCCGCACUAGAUUUCAGCACGGAGGCAGCCAUUGCGUUUCCACCGCCCAGAUUCCCACGGAGAACAGUGCCGAGUUCAACGCCCUUUGUCGGGUCGUGGACUCCACGGAUGGCGUCUCUAUCGAGCGACAGGCGGUGGACAAGUCCAAGGGCUUCGUGGAGCCCCUUCACUGGUUCUCGGUUCUGCCACCGAUGAGCUUGCGCAAUGCUGUGUCCAAGUUCAAGGAUUGCGUAGAGUUGGUUGCCGAGAGCACUAAUCUGCAGCGACAGCUUGCAGUAGCGCUUGAUUGGAUCACAAAGCUGCGCAGGAGUACUUUGCUGAACUAGAUACUUGUGGCUUACACACAAUCCAUACAAUGUUAAGAAUAAAGUAGAUUUCAAAACCUUAUUGAAACAGCACUCACUGACUCUAACAAAAGAUACGAGGAAUUAUUGUUGAUCUAUCUUAAACGUCAAUUUCAUAAUUACCUGACAUAUGAUCCCACCUCAUUUCCAAAUAAAUAUAAAUGACGCCCAAAAAAAA